GGUUGACAAUGGUAGAAGUUGUGAGUAACAAUUUUGAGGAUCUUUUUCCGGAGAUCAAAGAAGCGAUCGAGCAAAGCGCUUUCGUUGCUAUUGAUACAGAGUUUACAGGCCUCUAUACCACUGAUGGUUCUCAGCCAAGCUUGUUUGAUGAUCCUGAAGCACGAUACAAAAAAUUAAAGAAAACUGCAUCACAGUUUCUGAUCAGCCAGUUUGGAUUGACUGCCUUUGUUCAGUCCAAAGAUGAUUCUAACAGAUAUGUUGCACAUACGUACAACUUCUUUUUAUUUCCAAAUUCAUUCGGACCCUUAGAUGUCAGAUUUCUCUGUCAGGCUUCAAGUCUGGAAUUCUUGUGUCAGCAUAACUUUGACUUCAAUAAGUUUAUUUAUAAUGGACUGUCCUUCUUAAAUAAUGAUCAGUUGUUGCUGGUACAAAAAUUCCACAAAAACCAUAAUCUUUAUUCAAGUGUCCAAUCACAAACCUUAAGGAUCAUAGAUGACAAUGUUCUGGCUGGAUAUUGUGCAAGGCUGGAGGACUGGAUCUUGACAGCACAGGCUGGAGAUGAAAUUGAAUUUAGUCCUGGCAGUUGUAAGUNCCAGUAUCUUCUUCUGGAGGAAAUAAGAACAAGAUUUACAGGCAUCCAGUGUACAAUCAAGAGACAGUAUAAGAUGCUAAUAACAAAACUGCCUGCAACAAACUCUGGGUUUGAUGGAGAGAGUAACACAUAUCUACUUUCUCAAGAACAAGAAAAAAUCUUGAAUGCAUUGUUGGGGUUUUCCAGAGUUUUCCAGGUUCUAGCAUCAUGUAAAAAGCCUCUUGUAGGACACAACGUUUUAACGGACUUGUUGCUAGCUUACGAGAAAUUUCAUGAACCUUUACCAGAGAAUUUUAAAGAUUUUAAACUAGAACUUCAUGGACUUUUUCCAGUGGUUUACGACACUAAAUUUAUUGCCUUUGAAAUUCGGGGGAAUCCGGGUUUAUCACAGUGCAACUUCUUUGAUGACACAAACUUAGAAAAGCUUCACGGUGUGCUUUCAAGUAACGAGGGACAGUACUUUGCUCUGUUCGCACCCUCGAUAGUAUUUUCAGAAAAAUGUCACAGAUACCUCGACGAGAAAAUGCCUCACGAAGCUGGUUAUGAUUCAUUCCUCUCUGGCUUUGUUUUUCUUCGGAUGGCGCAUAUGCUGGCAUACAGGGAAUCGAAGUGA
Molecule: messenger RNA, 1205 nt
Organism: Stylophora pistillata
Lineage: Eukaryota; Metazoa; Cnidaria; Anthozoa; Scleractinia; Pocilloporidae
Product: poly(A)-specific ribonuclease PNLDC1
Biological process (GO): siRNA 3'-end processing; priRNA 3'-end processing; nuclear-transcribed mRNA poly(A) tail shortening
Cellular component (GO): endoplasmic reticulum; nucleus
Molecular function (GO): 3'-5'-RNA exonuclease activity; RNA binding
Source: RefSeq, a predicted model, not a curated record